Prorocentrum cordatum is the source of this 2181-nucleotide messenger RNA. The record is from the annotation of a GenBank genome assembly. NCBI's taxonomy places the organism in Eukaryota, Dinophyceae, Prorocentrales, Prorocentraceae.
AUGGCCUGCGCGUGGCACGCCAUCGGAACCCGUGCCCACGCGGACACCGGCAUGUACUGGACAGCGACCAUCGACCUCGAGUACACGGAGUCGGGCGAGAUCUACCAGUAUUUGACCUCGCUGCAUUGGAGUGUUGCUACCUUUCUGGGCGGCAAUUUCGAGAUGUACUGCCGCAAUUCCAUCGAGCGCGCGGUCUCCAUUGGUUACACGAUGGCAGGCCUCGUGUAUGGGUCCAUCCUGAUCUCCCUGCUCUCGGCUGCGCUGGUGGACCGAAACGAAGCCAGGAAGCUGCAGACCCAGAGGCUUGUGACGCUGCGUCGAUACCUUCGAGAGAGGAAGAUCGACCAGAGCAUUGCAGUUCUUGUGCAGCAGCAGAUCACCGAGCGCCUUGGCAAGAAAGAGGCGCUCUCCGAGAAGGAGGUGGACAGCCUGGGAUACUUAUCGAAGGCCCUCCGGUACGAACUGAAGCUGGACAUGUUCCGCCGCCACAUCACGACGCACCCGCUGUUUGACCUCUGGGCCGCUAUAGAUAAAAGAGCGCUGCAGUCCCUCUGUGCGGAGACGUUGGACUUCCAAAACAUCCUCGCCAAGGACGACCUCUUCACCGUGGGGGCAAAGGCGGUGGCCGCUUACUACGUGGUCAAGGGACUGUUUCAUUACGCUGCCGACGCGACUGCUCUGGCCUCGCCGAGUGUCGUUCGCAAGAAGACCUCCCUGACAAUGUCGUCGGUGGAGUUCGAUGAGGCGAUGGGUAUUGAGUCCGGGGCGUGGCUCGCGGAGGCGUGCCUGUGGGUGGACUGGAGCCACGCCGGCACCGCGGAGGCGGUGCAGGCGUCCCAGGUGCUUACCGUGAACGGGGAGGGCGUCUGCCGGGCCAUGGCGGCGCACCCGCACGUACGGGAUAUCACCGUGCAGUAUUGUACGUUCUUCCACAAGGCAGUGACGCAGGCUCGGCCGCCAGAGGAUUACCCGGACGAUCUGCGCGUGCCCCGCGCCGAGUUCAGCAGCCUGGUCCUGAGGAUGGACCGGGACAUCCAAGUCACGGUGGGCCUGCACGCGAUCGCAAAGAUGAAAGUCAAUGCGGGCGUGGGCCGUUUCAUGAUCCUCACUGGCAAGGACGACAAGCUGGACACGCUAAAGAAUGAAGUCGAGUCGGGCAAGAGCACGCUCCUGGUUUCCGCGACGGGGGAGGUUGAGCGCUUCGUCUCCUUGGUCGCGGUCAGGCUGGUCAACAAGGAGAAGCAGCUGCUGGUGCAGCUCGCAAAGCAGGAGAACCAGCAGGAGUCCAUCAAGGCUGACUGUGCGCUGCCUGCGCAGAAGAAGCCGUCGGGCGUGAGCGUGGAGGAGUCGCUCGACAGGAUCUUGGCGGACAAGCUGAGCCAGUUCACGGGGGGCGCCGAUGCCAAGACUGUGGUCCACGACAUCCCGCAGCCCGACGUGCGAAUCGAGGAGUCGAAGCUCUUCGGGAUCAAAACCAAGUAUCUGCGCUACGUGUGCACCGUGCUCGUCGUAGAGGCGAGCCACUCGCCCGCCUCGAGGGUGGCCACUGUCAGAUCCACUGGGACGACGGAUGCCAUCGCUGCGCCGCUGGCGGUGGGGCGCCGCGGCAGCCGCGGCAGCUUUGGGGCCCAGUCGGAGCCGGGGGAGGAUCCGCUGGCGAACGGGGUCGAGGACGGAGGGGUCCUCAGGGGGCUGCUCGACCGGAAUGUGCACCCAGUGGAGGCCGAUGGCAAGAUCACGUGGUACGCGUGGGUGUCCGAGGACGAGUUCGCCUUCCUGAGGCGCACCGAGGCGAAGCCGCUGCUGCUCAGGUGGCUCGCGUCGUGCUCCCCCAGCCAGGCUGAGCGGCCGUUCGACCGCGAUGUCUCCGACGUUGGAAGCGGGGUCAUUUCGCCCAGGACCCUCGCGCAGCGCAUGAUGUCUCCGUGGCACCAGGCCCAGGCGGCCGACCAGUCCCCGCGCGGCGUCGGCCACACCCCUGCGGGCGCCAGCAGCGCUCAGACAGGGGCCUCCGUCCCCGAGGGAACCACCCGCGGAGACGGCAGUCACACGACGACGCCCAGGCAUGCGCCCGUCCAUCCGUCUGAGACGAGGCAGGCCGGCAGCGAGGAGGUGACCAGCGAGAUGUCGCUCGCAGAGGAGUUUCACCAGGAGGGGCACCGGCCACAGGCGGUGCUGUGA